Messenger RNA from Beauveria bassiana ARSEF 2860, 1332 nucleotides. RefSeq lists its product as uncharacterized. Bases 1 to 1332 code for a protein of 443 amino acids. The record is from RefSeq and is a predicted model, not a curated record. NCBI's taxonomy places the organism in Eukaryota, Fungi, Ascomycota, Sordariomycetes, Hypocreales, Cordycipitaceae. The transcript has a single exon.
AUGGGGACUCACAUACCUCCGUCGUCCGCCUCAUCGUCGCGGCGGACAAUACGAAGGCCGCCCACCCACCUCCUCCUCCUCGCCCUUCUCUCCCUGACCGGGCCCGUCGUCGCCUCGCCGUACCCCAGAGGCGACAUCCUCCACGACGCCCGCUACGCCUACCUCCUCGGCCGGACGUGCGCCAGCUUCUGCGGUGAGAACGGCCAGUACUGCUGCGGCGGCGGCGAGCACUGCACGACGCUGUCCAACAACGUCGCCACCUGCGUUGCCGACGGCGCCAUCGCCUCGCCCCUCUACACCACCACCUGGACCGAGACGCGCACCUACACCAGCACCGUCCUGACCUGGUUCCUGCCGCCCCCCGCGCCCACCGCCGGCGUCGACUGCGUGCCCCAGCGGCCCGAGUGGGAGGCCUGCGGCGAGAUUUGCUGCGCUGGCUGGCAGACAUGCGCCUACAAGGGCCAGUGCUCCGCCAAGCCCGGCUACGGCGAGCCCACGACCGUCAUCGUCACCAACAACGGCGUCGUCACCACCCAGUACUCGGCCCCCUACCGCGUGACCGGCACGACGACCAUUACCAACACUGGCGUCCGCUCCACCGAUGCCGGCAUCACUACGGGCACGCCCACCUCGACCAGCAGCACCCGCACGGCCACGGCCACGCAGGACCCGGACGGUGCUGCUGGCGGCGACGGCACUUCGGGCACGGCUAACAACAAACUCAGCGGCGGCGCUAUUGCCGGCAUCGUCAUUGGCUCUCUGGCCGCCGCCGGCCUCCUCAUCCUGCUCUGCUUCUGCUGCAUCGCCCGCGGCCUCUUCAACGCUGUCUUUGGCAAAAAUCGCGAAAAGGCCGAUCAUUACGAUGACCGCGGCACGUCGGUGUACUCGCGCCGCGAUCGUCACACUGGCUGGUUCGGCGGUGGCGGUGGCCGUCCCUCGUCCGUCAGCGACCGCCGCAGCGAAAAGAAGUCGAGCGGUGCCUGGUGGCUUGGCCUCGCCGGCGCUGCCGCCACCCUGCUGGCCCUGCUCAACAUUAAGAAGAAGAAGGAGGUCCCGCGCAAGACGCCCUCGCGCUACACCGACUCCUACUACAGCUACUCCGACUACACGGGCAUCACCCCCAGCAGCGCCAGCUCCGGUCGCAGGACCACCCGCACAGGACGCACCGCGCGCUCCGGCCGCUCCAGGACCAGCCGUGCUAGCCGCAGCAGGUUCGACAGCCGCAGUCGCGUCGACAGCCGGAGCCGCAUGGACAGUCGCAGCCGUAUAGACAGCCGCAUGGGAGUGACGAAAUCGGCCUAUACAGCCAGGUCCUCGUCUCGCCACGAUUAG